Ascochyta rabiei is the source of this 1545-nucleotide messenger RNA. RefSeq lists its product as uncharacterized. Bases 1 to 1545 code for a protein of 514 amino acids. The transcript has a single exon. The record is from RefSeq and is a predicted model, not a curated record. NCBI's taxonomy places the organism in Eukaryota, Fungi, Ascomycota, Dothideomycetes, Pleosporales, Didymellaceae.
AUGCGUUGCAUCACUGCUCCAACCCCGCAAAUCAUCAACACUUCAAAACUGAACAUGGCGAACAAUAACAGCGACGAUCCUCAACGAAACCAGGGUCGACCGGAAGAUAACCCGUUCAUCGCCUUCCGCCGCUACGCCGACUCACAAGUCUCAUCGUUGCUCAAUACCGUCUUCACCCUUCCCGCCCAGAUCGCCAACUACAACAAUGCACACGGUGCACGGGAGCAAUGUCUCUUUGGCAAAGCAGACCCAAAGAAAUGCGAGGAGCUCCAUGCUUUAGAUGCGCAUGCGGAAAAGGUCCGCCAUGAAGGUGCAGAGUCGUACCAUGCUGGUGACGUGCAAGCUGUUCUUAAGAAGAGUGAACAGCUCAUGAUGUUGGAACACCAGGCUGGCGAUCUGAGAAGAGCUAUCCUAAGUGAUGCUGAAGAUUCAAGUCAGAGCGCCGAACAACACAAACAGCUCGUGGAGAAGGUGGGCAACAAGAAAGGGCAACAGUGGUCGGAUGGUUGGGAUUGGCCGGAGCCAAAUCGAGAUGAAGACACGGAUGAUAACGAGUUCGGGAGGUGGCUGGAAAAUCGUGCGAGAAAAGCUGGUGGCGAGCUUGAACGUAUGUUCACUAGGCUAGAAGACGACGCAAGCAAGGUCUUUGGUCAAGAGAUAGAUGAGCUGCGCAGGCACUGGGCUGCUCGAUACGACGACACACAUCGACACGAAAACGCGCAGUCUCGAACGUGGUCGUUUUCGAAGUCAUGGCAGUGGCCACCACCAGUGGACGCACCGAAGCAAGACGAUACAAAAGUGCUGGAAGAUUCAUACUCUCCGUCAGCGCUGGAAACAGACGAACGAACAAAACACAUGGGCAGCCUAUGGCGCAAUGCAUUUGAAGAUCUCAUGCGUACGACACAAGAGCAUCCGUUGCUGUCCGAUGCGCAAAACACACACUUCGAUCAGAUGGGUCUUCACCCCGUGUGGGACUACCAAAAAGAGCUGUCACGGCUGGAACAUCAGAAUAGGGAACAGGCUAUCAAGGCACGUCAGGAUCAGGUGCGGAAGCAGAUGGUACCUACACAAAUGACCCAAGAAACAAGCGAUGAGCCGAGCUAUGAGUACGCACACGACCAUGAAGAUCAGCAUGAUGAUCCGCCGACGCCGAAACCACAGCAAGGCGAGUUUCCUAGAGGAGAUUUCUUGCUGUCAGACACGCAACAAAAGCCGGAAACCGAGCUCGAUGCCUAUGAACGACUGCUUGCACCAGCAGCCACUGCUUCAGCAUCAGAGACCGACACCAAGUCAAGCAUUCUCUCCACACUGACAACUACCGAGCGUACGACUGCGCCAGACGGAACUGUCACGACAAAGGUUGUCCUAAAAAAGCGAUUCGCAGACGGAAGUGAGCAAAGCUCUGAGACCGUCCACACCCAGCGCGGCCAAGAUGGACAUCAUCAGACAAAAGAUCCAUGGAACACAACACAGAACACGCAAUUGACCAAUGCUCCGGAUAGGAAAGGCGAGAAGAAGAAAGGAGGGUGGUUCUGGUCAAGUUGA